AUGGCCGCUGCUAGCGGUUUACCGGCGUCUAAUUACCCCCGUUAUUCAUCUGUUUUCCCCUCGGUCCCUCUGUCAGCCGACGCCGCACCGUUCACGCCUCAGGGGGCCAACUUGUGGCAGCGCGGCGCUCGGCAGCAGACGGACGCCGAGCGGCUCUUUUACCGCUGUGCCGUCAAACUUCGCGGGCUACGGGCGGAUUCGAGCCAGUUGCGGGAGGAGCUCAACCUCCUCUUCGACCAGCUCAUCUCCGAGAACUUCAACCAGAGCCUGGAGCCCAACAUCAACAUUCAGCCGGAGGAUGUGUGCCUCCUGCUGGUGAAUGCCAGCCGUCUUGUGCCAAUGAGUCAAGAACACUUGGUGGUCAAGCUGUCCACGUUAGUGCAUCAUCUCCUCAACCAACUUAAGGUAAUAAUGGAUGAGGAUACGCUUGACAUCCUGCUGAAAUACAUGACGGCAGCGUUGGACGCGUGCAGCACGUGGACGCACCUUGGCGUCCUGCAAGCGCUUGCCACCGUCGUCUACGGCAACGGACCGCAGUGCCACCAGCACCUCGACAAACUGCUUGGCGAAGGCGGAGUUGUCCUCCUCUAUAGCGCUCCCUCGCAGCCAGAUAUGGACCUACGCCACGCGGCACUUACCUGUAUGGCAAACAUCUGCGUCAGGAUUUCUGGUCAGCCGUUGCUGGAUGACAAGCACAAGAGAGUUUGUUUCUCCGUCUUCCUACAAACGCUGCAGGCGGCGCGACCGGACAACAGUGACGAACUCUUUUACUGCAUUGUGAUCCAGACGGCGCUGAAAGGCCUUCACUCUUGCCUGUUGGGUGGCAAAUGGAAGUUUGGUGGCGGCGAGGUCGUCGGAUCUGUAUUGGCUGCCCUGAAGCGGCUCAUGUUCCAAGGAACCCCGGGAAUCAGCGCGGAAUGGCCCGCCGUGCUUCAUCCGGCUCCCCUCCUGCACUACGAGGGCCCGUCGGUACACAAACCCGACGACGAAGCUUCCAGAUCGGCGGACGCACCUAAGGACGGCGGAGGGAGAGCGUCGUCGAACAAGAAGAGAAGAUCCAGAGGGAAAGUGAAGAAGACGAGCAGGGAGGAGGGCGGGCGAGACGACAACGAUGAUUGUGAGACGGUGGUGAUGAAGCCUCACAAAACAGGAAGUGAAGUCAAACCUUCUGCGGUUUCGCUGUAUCCAUCGUGGAAGCGUAACACUUCUGAUUCCGAGUUUUCGGACGCGGAAGGCAGCGCGCAGAACAAGCUAAGGCUUAGUCACGCUCGCGUCCGCCAAGGGGCGCUACACUGCCUGCUAGCCGUAGUAAAGUGGGUGGAGAGGCGAACUUUGUAUGGCUACUGGUCGUCCUUCAUUCCGGAAACUCCUGUCGGAAAUGGAAGCGCACCGCCCCUCACUCUGCUCACCAUCAUAUUGAAGGACCCCUCACCAAAGGUCCGUGCGUGCGCACUUCAGGCGCUAUCGGGUAUGCUGGACGGCUCCCGUCAGUUCCUGGCAGUGGCUGAGGAUACUGCAUCGCCACGCACUUCCUUCACACCGUUUUCCUUUACCUUGGCCACUGCCGUCCGAGAGCUCCAUCGCUCCCUGAGCUUAGCUCUUGUGGCCGAGACGUCGCCGCAUACCCUCACGCAUGUCAUAAAAUGUUUGGCCCACCUCGUGUCCAACGCGCCGUACCACCGCUUGAGACCCGGCCUGCUCAGCUCACUAUGGAAGCAAAUCCGACCUUAUGUGCGCCACAGAGAUGCAAAUGUGCGAGUGUCGGCCCUGACGCUCUAUGGGGCUCUGGUGACGACUCAGGCGCCGCUUCCCGAGGUGCAGCUCCUUCUGCAGCAGCCAGAGAGCGGCACAGGCGGCGGCUCUUUCACGCCGCAACAGUUUCGCACUCUCAGCUGGCGACAAAGAGGCGACACGCCCUCGCCGCGGACUCCCCGCACGCCCAGAGAGGCAGAAGGCCAGCCACCCUGGCUGUUGACGCUCUGCGCCUCGCUCGUGACUCAGCCUCGGGACGAGCCGUCGGACAGCGAGGGCGGCGGAGGAGGCCUCACUCUGGAACCGUCACCGGUGCGACUGGAGGCCCUGCAGGUUAUUUCCCUCCUGGUGCGAGGUUACAUCUCGCUGACACAAGCCUGCCUGUGUGAAAUCGGGCAGCUCAGCGCUCGCUGCCUGGCUGAAAGCGACCCAUCCAUUCAGUUACACGGCUCUAAGCUGCUGGAGGAGCUCGGAACCGGAAUCAUCCAGCAGUACCAGGCGGAAAAUGGCGUUCCUGAGGGCAUGCGUGUCCCCAUGAGCCAAGUAGUGCAGUUCUGGACCGAGGUCCUGAGCGGGCCGCUUAACGGGGCGCUGCAGAACCAGCAACAUCCCACCCUGCAGACCAGCGCCUGUGACACGCUGGGCUCCAUCUUGCCAGAGGCCUUCGCACAGCUCCCAGAGAAGACGCAGCUGAUGUGUAUCACCGUCCUGCUGGGCCUCACCUACAGCGAUAGUGACCUGGUCAAGAUGGCCGCCGUCAGGGCUCUGGGCGUCUAUGUGCUCUUCCCUAGUCUGAGAGAGGACUUGAUGUUUGUGGCUGACACCGCCAACGUUAUCCUAGCGGCCCUGGGGGACCGAUCCUCGAACAUCCGCGCCAAAGCCGCUUGGUCUCUCGGUAAUCUGACCGACACGCUCAUCGUCAACAUGAAUUGCGUGGAGGUGGACUUCCAGGAGGAGAUGUCUGAUAUGCUGCUGCUGAAAAUGCUGCAAGCAGGCACGCGGGCAGCAGCCGACAAAGAUAAGGUUAAGUGCAAUGCUGUGCGAGCCCUCGGAAACUUGCUGCACUUUUUGCGCAAGGGUCAGCUAAGCCGCGCGGUGUUCCGGCAGCCUCUGGAAGACGCUGUGAGAGCCCUGGUCAAGACUGUGCAGUCAGUUGCCACCAUGAAGGUGCGCUGGAACGCCUGUUAUGCUCUGGGCAACGCCUUCCGCAAUCCAGACCUGCCGCUCGAGGACGCCAGCUGGUCCGGCGAUGCUUUCGCCGCCCUCUGUAACGUGGUGGAAUCUUGCAAAAACUUCAAGGUGCGCAUCAAGUCAGCAGCCGCCCUGGCCGUGCCUGCCCACCGCCGUUGCUACGGCGACACUGAACGGUUCGGCCGCGUGUGGCGCUCGCUGGCUGCUGCGCUUCAGAGCAGCGAGGAUACCCAGGACUUCCUGGAGUACCGCUACAGCGCAAGCUUGCGCCUCACGCUUUCGCGAGCCCUGCUUCACUUGCUGCGCCUCAGUCUGCCACUGGACCUGCCCGUGAUCGCCGCCUCAUUGGCCACAGAGGACGCCGGCGGCAUCAGGGAGCAUCUACUCAAGUACCUGCGGGCCGAGGGGGCGCAAGGGGAGGAAAAGGACGCGGCACCUGGGGACGGUUUCAAUCCACAGGAAAGAGUCCAGAGUCUGCAAAAGACAGUUCAACAACUUAAGGUGAUGGAGACAGACACGGAGGAGGAAGAGAGUGGGAAAAUGAGGCUGAUUUACAUCCUGGAGGAGUUGGUGAAUGCCUGCAAGGAACAAUGA
This is a messenger RNA of Nerophis lumbriciformis (worm pipefish), 3537 nucleotides long. The record is from RefSeq and is a predicted model, not a curated record. NCBI's taxonomy places the organism in Eukaryota, Metazoa, Chordata, Actinopteri, Syngnathiformes, Syngnathidae.